This is a messenger RNA of Triticum turgidum subsp. durum (durum wheat), 369 nucleotides long. NCBI's taxonomy places the organism in Eukaryota, Viridiplantae, Streptophyta, Magnoliopsida, Poales, Poaceae. The record is from the annotation of a GenBank genome assembly.
AUGCAGGAAAAUGCUACGACGUCAAAGUUCUCAAUCUACAUAGAGAACAUCCAUAAAGGGAUCCACGGAAGCGACAGCGGCUCGUACGAUGCUCAAGGGAGGUUUGUCCCCGCGAAGUUCAACGAGAUAUUCACCAAGCAUGGCAAGGUCGAACCGAAUGCUGUGAACGAGCGCGAGCUGGAGGCGAUGCGCACCGCAAACAGGAUGGACGGCGACGACAUAGGAAGGGCGGCGUCGAAGGCGGAGUGGGACUUGUUGUACAGCCUCGCCAAGGACAAGGACGGCUUCCUUCAGAAGGACGCCGCGCGCACCGUCUUCGACGACAGCCUCUUCGUUCUGCUGGCGAAGAACGGCUCGUCUCGAAAUUAA